GUAUACAAUACAACACACACCAGCACACACCCACUAGCAUCACAUGUUCUGUUAAUACAACACACACCAGCACACACCCACUAGCAUCACAUGUUCAGAUCACACUGUAAAGCACACACCAGCACACAAGAAAGCUUAGUUUAAUGUAUUGUAAUAUACACUUCGGUCACCUUCUCUUCUCUAUAAAUAGAGAGAGCUCAGUCUCUUGUAAUAUAUAGAAAUACAACAGACACAGAAAUACAGAGUUAUUCAUUUUGCUCUCUCUCUCUUUAUCAAUUUAUCUUACAUGGUAUCAGAGCUAUAGGUUAAAGAUCUUGGUGUUCUUCGCCUUCCGGCAGGCGGCAACCUUGCCUUGACCGCCCGCCGGAUCUCAACCAAUUCAACAGGUUCAAUUCCUCCAACCACCCUCCAUUUCUGCUGCCACCAGUGCGCCACUGUCAUCUCCUCCUCCUCACUCACCUCGGCUGCUCCAUCUUCUCAUCUACUACCAGCAACACUCCGACCACCACCAAUAAUCACUGCAACAGCAGCCGCAGAAGCACCGCAUCUGCCACCGUGAACAUCCUCAUCAGCUCAAUCAUCAACCCUAAGCCUCUCCUAUCACUGUUGUUCCAACAAGCUUUGAUAAUCACUGCAACACAGCCUGAUGCACAGACCAUGCAUCACACAUACAACUUUCUCUCACACACUACAACACACAUGGACACACAGAAUUGGAAAAGGUCUCUCUUUUUGAGUCCCUCCAUGGCUUUUGCUCACUACUCACUAGCUAUCCCCUUUGAAACCUCAAACCCUCACAAAACUUCAAUUCUUACUUUUUCUUCCACUUCCUCCUCUUCAGCUUCUCUACUUCCCAUACCUUUCUUUUCUCUCAAAUCCGCAGCUCGCAAGCUCUCUCUCUUUCCCCAUCUCCGAAGCAUUGGCCACAAAGCUGAGGCUAAGCCACAAGAAUCUGAAGUCAGUUUAGCUGCAGAUGCCUUUACUCAUUUCAAGCAUCUGCUUCUACCAAUCACAGACCGGAAUCCUUACCUCUCUGAGGGAAUGAGACAGGCUGCAACUACUACUACUGCUUUGGUGAAGAAGUAUGGGGCAGACAUUACGGUUGUGGUUAUUGAUGAAAAGCUGAAAGAAUCAUUGCCAGAGCAUGAUACCCAACUCUCCAGCGUACGCUGGCAUCUGUCUGAAGGUGGGUUCCAGGAAUUCAAGUUGCUAGAGCGACUCGGGGAAGGGAAGAAGCCAACAGCCAUCAUUGGUGUGGCUGCUGGGAUAUAUUAGAUAUAUAUUAGAUAUAUAAUAUAUAUACAAAAUCGUGGGCCACUCUUUCUGAUUUUGCGAAACCAAUUAAAAAUAUAUAUAUAUAUAUAUAUAUCCCACUACCCAAAAGCAGCUCCUCAAACAUGGCUUUAACAACAAUAUUAGAUGCCCAACAUGUGUAGUGGCGGGCCCCAUCUCCAAUCAAACCACUAUGCAAAACCCAUUGCUGGUAGUGUG
Messenger RNA from Camellia sinensis, 1491 nucleotides. RefSeq lists its product as uncharacterized. NCBI's taxonomy places the organism in Eukaryota, Viridiplantae, Streptophyta, Magnoliopsida, Ericales, Theaceae. The record is from RefSeq and is a predicted model, not a curated record.